ACUCUAAAUUUGUUGGAAAAGAUGACGGAAAGAGAUCUAGAAAUUUACCUUCGUGAUCUUUUAAAAGAACCCAAAUACCUUGUGGUGGUCGAUGAUUUAUGGCAAAGAGAAGCAUGGGAAAGUCUAAAACGAGCAUUUCCGGACAGCAAGAAUGGCAGCAGAGUUGUUAUUACCACGCGCAAAGAAGAUGUCGCUGAAAGAGCAGAUAACAAAGGUUUUGUCUAUAGACUUCGUUCCCUGAGCCAAGAAGAAAGUUGGGAUCUCUUUUGUAGGAAACAACUUGAUGUUCGGGCAAUGGUCUCAGCAAUGGAAAGGCUAGCAAAGGAAAUGGUGGACAAGUGUGGAGGUUUACCUCUUGCAGUUGUUGUACUAAGCGGACUACUUUCACAUAAAAGGGGGUUCGAAGAAUGGCAAAAGGUGAAGGACCACCUUUGGCAAAACAUUAAAGACGACUCUAGUGAAGUCUCCUGCAUACUAUCAUUGAGCUACAACAAUUUGUCAACUGCGCUCAAGCAGUGUUUCCUGUACUUUGGUAUUUUUCCAGAAGAUCACGUGGUCCAUGUUAAUCACAUAUUAUGGUUGUGAUUGGCUGAAGGAUUCGUACCAACAGGUAAAGAAAUAAUGGAAGAUGUUGCUAAAGGCUUCUUGAAUGAGCUGAU
Messenger RNA from Solanum tuberosum (potato), 659 nucleotides. Its product is annotated as putative disease resistance RPP13-like protein 3. The record is from RefSeq and is a predicted model, not a curated record. Gene Ontology annotation, molecular function: ADP binding. Lineage: Eukaryota; Viridiplantae; Streptophyta; Magnoliopsida; Solanales; Solanaceae. Gene Ontology annotation, biological process: defense response to other organism. The coding region runs from base 22 to 585 and encodes 187 amino acids. The transcript is spliced from 2 exons.